Brassicogethes aeneus is the source of this 786-nucleotide messenger RNA. Lineage: Eukaryota; Metazoa; Arthropoda; Insecta; Coleoptera; Nitidulidae. The record is from the annotation of a GenBank genome assembly.
AUGUUCGACUGCACUCCAGAUGUAUCCCAUACAGAACAAAUGAGCCAGGUAAUUCGAUAUGUAAAAAGAACUGGCGAUGUGUGUGAAAUAAAAGAAAGUUUCAUUGAUUUCAUAGAAAUUGCUGGAAAGACAGGAGAGGACAUUUGUCAACAGAUUUUAGAAAAAUUGGGAGUUGAUGAUUUAGAUAUUGGACAAUGUCGUGGCCAAUCUUAUGAUAAUGGGUCCAAUAUGGCCGGCAUCCAUAAAGGAGUAGAAGCCAGGAUUGCAGAAAGGAAUGAGCUGGCCGAGUUCGUACCGUGCUUGGCUCACUCCUUAAAUCUUGUAGGUGUUCAUUCUGCCUCAUCAUGCCAAGAAGCUAUUAACCUAUUUGGACUGAUUCAAAAAGUAUAUUGCUUUUUUGUUGGAUCCACUACUAGGUGGGACAUUAUGAAAAAAUACGUUAAAACAAAUUUAAAAGGAAGUAGUCAGACGAGAUGGUCGGCGAAACAUGUUGCUGUGAAUGCCCUAUUAAAUAAUUUGCCAGAAAUAGCGGAAGCCUUAGAAGAAGUUAAGCAAACUUCUCAUUUUUCAGAAGCUAAGUACGAGGCAGGUUAUCUCUUAACUGCUAUAAAGAAUUUUAAAUUUAUUCUUAAUUUAACUAUUUGGGCGAAUAUUCUCCGCGAAAUCAAUCGAGUGAAUAUAGAAAUUCAGAAAGAAGAUAUUAUCCUUGCCCGUUCCGUCGCACUAAUGGAUGGUCUGCUCAAAACUUUGCAAAAAAUGAGACAUAUCCAAUGGAAUAUUGGAUAA